CGUGCAUGGAAGGGGCGGGGCUAAAGACAUGAAGCUGGUGCUCUCAUCAUGGCGGGAUGCAUGAAAGAAGGAAAGCGAGUGAGCGCUACAGGAGGUUCUUUCAUAGUUUUAACGCUGCUGCUGUUGCGUUUCCCACAAAUGUCGUCGCAAGCUACAGGUAGCAAGGCUCCAAUCAUGGAUCUCAGAGACGGAGAGGAGUACACCCUGUCGGGAUCCAGCCUGUUCUGCUACGCAAACGCCGUCGUACCGAACUGGAGGCAAACCUGGACAAGAAUUCAGGUCAGAAUUUGGAGUUCCAAGUUGUUCAAGGCGGAGACGGUCCAAGGCGAAGAGGAGCUGCUCCAGCUGGAUCGCUUCACCGUGUGGGGCUGGUUGCAGAAUGUGUUGCGCGAAGGCCACAACGAAACCACCAUCAACAUCCACCUCUUCAGCAAGAAGACGUGUUUCAAGGUCGAGCCCAGCGAUCAAACCAAGUACACGGUCAAGUCGUUUCGUAAGUUUGACAUAUAUUUGUUUUUGGUGUUCCUCGUCGGAAUAAUGCUAUUUGUCUUUGCUGACUCCCUCAGCAGUUUUGUCUGUUUUCCAAUAUUUAUUAGGAGUCAAGUUUUCUUCUAUUCAGCUGGCAUGGGCACAGGGAUGAUCGCUUCUCUCAUCAUCCUCUUUUUCAUACUGGCUCGCCUUUUGCCGAGGAAAAGCCCUUUUUAUAUAUUGAUUGUGGGCGGCUGGUCGUUCUCUGUCUACGCCAUCCAGCUUGUCUGCAGGAACCUGAACGUGAUCCUCAGAGAACAUUGGCACGUGGCUUUGGGUUAUAUGAGCGUGGUCGGCUUCAUCAGUUUUGCCGUGUGUUACCGCUACGGCCCGCUGGUGGAUGACAAGAGCAUCAACAUCCUGUCCUGGACGCUGCAGUUGUUCGGCCUGCUCUUCAUCUAUCUGGGAAUCCAAAUCCAGCACGUGUCCUUCGCCAUCAUUGUGGCAGCCGUGCUCGCCAAGAAUCUGGAGUACCCCAUCACGAUGGCCGUCGUCGCAACGAGGAAAAUCCGCCAGUGUGUUCGCUGGAAGCCGGAGAAGCGUCGCCUGCUGACCGAGGAGGAGUAUCGCAAGCAAGGGGAGGAAGAAACGUUGCGCGCUCUGGACGAUUUGCGCAAGUUCUGCAACAGCAGGGAGUGCAGCCCGUGGAAAGCCGUCAGCAGGCUUCAGUCCCCCAAGAGGUUUGCGGAUUUCAUCGAGGGCUCGUCCCACUUGAUGGCUAACGAGGUGUCGGUGCACGCCCAGGAGUACGGCUGGAAAGACUUCUUUGACACCGACGACGAAGAGGAAGAUCCGUCCGGCCUGUGCCAGAACCAGAGCGGCCCGGCGCAGACGCCGUUCGGAAGCUUCGACGGCUCCCUGGGGCUCGAACACUAACGCCGCGACUCGGGAGCCACUGCCGGUUUGUAGAAGUCCGCUAGGAUUGUGAAGCGAACGUUUGUUCGCAACGAAGUUGCCGGAUUGUUUUCUGGCCGAACAGUUUGAAUAUACUGUUGCGGGGGGGGCUUUGCACCAAUUGGCCGUCGGUGAGCUCGCGUUCGAUUCCGGGCGAGCCGCUCGCCGACACAAAAUGAUUUUUUUGGAUACAGUACUGGCCGAAAGCGGAAGGCCACUAUUGCAUUUUUUUUUUCUUUCUCGCAAUGGCUCAAAGUUACAGCGCAGACCCCUAAAAAAAAUUAUAAUUCAUAGAGCUUAGCGUUUGCUUUCGGUCGCUCGGGAGCAGGCUACUUCCUGGG
Syngnathoides biaculeatus (alligator pipefish) is the source of this 1763-nucleotide messenger RNA. It is a transcript of the gene nemp1, whose product is annotated as nuclear envelope integral membrane protein 1. The transcript is spliced from 9 exons. The coding region runs from base 49 to 1404 and encodes 451 amino acids. Gene Ontology annotation, cellular component: nuclear envelope. Lineage: Eukaryota; Metazoa; Chordata; Actinopteri; Syngnathiformes; Syngnathidae. The record is from RefSeq and is a predicted model, not a curated record.